AUGUCCAACCAAGAAGCUGUCGGAGACUUCGGUCUCAUCGGCCUUGCUGUCAUGGGUCAGAACUUGAUCCUCAACGCCGCUGACCACGGCUACACCGUCGUUGCCUUCAACCGAACUGUCGCCAAGGUCGACCGUUUCCUGAACGACGAGGCCAAGGGCAAGAGCAUUGUCGGAGCACACAGCAUCGAGGAGUUCGUCUCCAAGCUCAAGAAGCCCAGGCGUAUGAUGUUGCUCGUCAUGGCUGGCAAGCCAGUCGAUGACUUCAUCGAGACUCUGCUCGGUGCUGGUGUGGAGAAGGGCGACAUCAUCAUUGAUGGUGGCAACUCUCACUUCCCGGACACCAACCGCCGAACCAAGUACUUGGCGGAGAAGGGCAUCCGAUUCGUCGGGUCUGGUGUGUCUGGUGGCGAGGAGGGUGCCCGCUACGGGCCAUCCAUCAUGCCAGGUGGUAACGAGGAGGCAUGGCCAUAUAUUAAGGACGUUCUCCAGGACAUUUCCGCCAAGUCAGAUGGUGAGGCCUGCUGCCAGUGGGUUGGUGACGAGGGUGCUGGUCACUACGUCAAGAUGGUGCACAACGGCAUUGAGUACGGUGACAUGCAGCUUAUCUGCGAGGCAUACGACAUCAUGAAGCGUGGCUUGAAGCUGAGCGACAAGGAGAUCGGCGAUGUCUUCUCGCAAUGGAACAAGGGCGUGCUCGACUCCUUCCUUAUCGACAUCACCAAGGACAUCCUCUACUUCAAUGAUGACGAUGGGACCGCGCUUGUGGAGAAGAUCAUGGAUUCUGCUGGACAGAAGGGUACCGGAAAGUGGACUGCGAUCAACGCACUCGACAUGGGCCAGCCCGUGACACUCAUCGGCGAGGCUGUGUUCGCACGAUGCUUGUCUUCGCUCAAGGCCGAGCGAACACGCGCCAGCAAGACCCUCACUGGCCCCAAGAUCCCAGAGUUCAAGGGCGACAAGAAGGAGUUUGUUGACAACUUGGAGCAGGCUCUGUAUGCCUCCAAGAUCAUCUCAUACACCCAGGGCUUCAUCCUGAUGCAGAACGCCGCCAAGGACUACGGCUGGAAGCUCCAGAAGCCCGAGAUCGCCCUCAUGUGGCGCGGUGGCUGCAUCAUCCGCUCCGUCUUCUUGAAGGAGAUCACCCGCGCUUACCGCAAGGACCCCGACCUCGAGAACCUCCUCUUCGACGAAUUCUUCCACAAGGCCAUUGACAACGCUCAGCCCGGCUGGCGUGAAACCGUCUCCAUUGCCGCCAAAUGGGGUAUCCCAACACCUGCCUUCUCCACUGCUCUGGCCUUCUACGAUGGUCUGAGGACGGAGGAUCUGCCUGCCAACCUUCUCCAGGCCCAGCGUGAUUACUUCGGUGCCCACACCUUCCGCAUCAAGCCCAAGUUCGCCAGCGAGAAGUACCCUGAGGGCAAGGACAUCCACGUCAACUGGACUGGCCGUGGUGGUAACAUCUCUGCUUCUACCUACACUGCUUAA
Recurvomyces mirabilis is the source of this 1485-nucleotide messenger RNA. RefSeq names its product phosphogluconate dehydrogenase (decarboxylating) gnd1 (gene GND1). The coding region runs from base 1 to 1485 and encodes 494 amino acids. The transcript has 4 exons. Gene Ontology annotation, cellular component: cytosol. Gene Ontology annotation, molecular function: phosphogluconate dehydrogenase (decarboxylating) activity; NADP binding. Lineage: Eukaryota; Fungi; Ascomycota; Dothideomycetes; Mycosphaerellales; Teratosphaeriaceae. Gene Ontology annotation, biological process: pentose-phosphate shunt; pentose-phosphate shunt, oxidative branch. The record is from RefSeq and is a predicted model, not a curated record.